Cooperia oncophora is the source of this 270-nucleotide messenger RNA. The record is from the annotation of a GenBank genome assembly. Lineage: Eukaryota; Metazoa; Nematoda; Chromadorea; Rhabditida; Trichostrongylidae.
AUGUCGACAAAGAAGGCACGCGAAUUCGUAGGUGAGCCGAUGGGUGAUAAAUGGGCCCAUGACAUACCUGGAAUUGGACCAGAGUAUGGUGCUAGACUUGCUGAACAAGGACUUCCUAAAGCUGCUAAUGUGUUCGGACAAUUCCUGGUUCAUAAUGGAGAUCGAGAUAGAGUUGUGGGAUGGUUGAAGAAUGAUGUCGGAAUGCCAACACGUCAUGCGGAGGCAGCGUACGAAGGCCUCGAUGGUUGGCGUCAACAAAAUUUCUCAUGA